This is a messenger RNA of Geodia barretti, 1245 nucleotides long. Lineage: Eukaryota; Metazoa; Porifera; Demospongiae; Tetractinellida; Geodiidae. The record is from the annotation of a GenBank genome assembly.
AUGGCCACUACUCAGGAACAGCUCUACGACGUUGGCGGAGUGACCAUGCCGCGUCCCUUCAAGAUUCGCCGUUUAGGCCACUUUGGCUUUAAUGUCAACGAUAUGGAGGCAGGACUACGGUUCUACAAAGACCUGCUGGGAUUCAAGGUUUCGGACCACUUGAAUUUCAAGGGGAACCCGCAGAGGGCUGAAAUCCUCAAGGAUGUUCCCGACAAAGACUGCCAGGGCGCGUUUAUGCACCACGGCGGCGACCAUCAUUCCUUCGUUCUGUUCCCGAAAAAGGCACUGGAUGUGCUGGGCCGGGGCAGCGGCCACGAAGGCGACGGUGACGUUACCAUCAACCAGAUUACCUGGCAGACCGGUUCGCUGGCCGAGGUGGUAAACGGGCACCACUAUUUUGAUGACAUGGGCAUUCCCAUCCGACGUACUGGCCGGGACAUGCCGGGCAGCAACUGGCACACCUACGUAUGGGACCCGGACGAUAACAUCAACGAGCUGUACUAUGGAAUCGAACAAAUAGGUUGGCUGGGCCGCAGCAAGCCCAGGCCCAUGCACUACCGGGGAUUCGGUGAAGCUCCUACCUUGCCGCAGAUGUCCGAAGAAGCCGAAGUAGAUGAGGCCGUGGAAAAAGGCAUUGAAAUCUUCUCCGGCACCCGGGAUAGCGAAGCAAUGCCGGCGGUCUAUGACGUUGACGGCAUCCUGCUACCCAGGCCCUUCAAGAUUACCAAGAUUGGGCCUGUGAACCUCUUCGUGCGAGACCUGGAUGCUGCUGCGGAGUUCUAUGCAGAGCGGCUGGGCUUCGUUUUCUCCGAGGAGGUCAACUUCAACGGGCACCGUGCAGUUUUCAUGCGAAACGGCAACGAACACCAUAGUCUUGGGCUGUUCCCCAAGGCACUGCGGGCGGAACUGGGUUGCAGCCCCCACACUUCGUGCAUGUCUUUCGGGGUAGAAGUGGGCUCCUACCGGCAGUUGAAAAACGCCGUUACGUUCUUCAAGGACAAUGGUGUCACCUUCAAAGAGAUUCCCGCGGAACUGCACCCUGGCGUUGACUAUGCAGCCUUUGCGCAGGACGCGGACGGGCACCUCAUAAUGCUUUACUACUACAUGGAACAGUUGGGCUGGGAAGGCCAACCGCGUCCCAAGGCACUGCGGCGCAACGUUGGAAAUACCGACGAGUGGCCGGACACCCUGGAAGCACUUUCCGACACCUACGUAGACCAGGUAUUCCAGGGGCCGUUGGGGUAG